UGAAGCCAUCAUGGGAGAUGAAGAUUGGGAGGCAGAAAUCAUCAAACCUCACGUGUCUUCCUAUGUUCCUGUAUUUGAAAAGGAUAGGUAUUCUUCUGGAGCAAAUGGAGACACGUUUAAUAGGACUCCCUCUUCAUCAUCAGAAAUGGAUGAUGGACCUUCAAGAAGAGAUCAUUUCAUGAGAAGUGGAUUUGGCUCUGGAAGGAGUUUAGGAAAUAGAGAUGCUGGUGAAUCUAAUAAAAGAGAGAAUACAUCCACAAUGGGUGGUUUUGGAGGUGGAAAAGGUUUUGGAAACAGAGGUUUUUCAAAUAAAUUUGAAGAAGGUGACAGCUCUGGUUUCUGGAGAGAGUCUAAUAAUGACCGUGAAGAUAAUCAAACACGGAGCAGAGGGUUUUCCAAGAGAGGCGGUAGUGAAUUCGACCAAGAUGAGGUGACACAGCGCCCAGGUGGCCUUUUUAGUUCUAGAAGACCAGCAUUAACUGGCACAGGUAAUGGUGACACUUCUCAAGGCCGAAGUGGCAGUGGAAGUGGAAGAGGUGGUUACAAAGGUUUAAAUGAAGAAGUGAUAACAGGCUCUGGAAAGAAUUCUUGGAAGUCAGAAGCAGAAGGAGGAGAAAGUGGUGAUACUCAAGGACCAAAAGUCACCUACAUACCCCCGCCUCCACCUGAAGAUGAGGAUUCUAUCUUUGCACAUUAUCAGACCGGCAUAAACUUUGACAAAUAUGACACUAUUCUUGUGGAAGUGUCAGGACAUGAUGCACCACCAGCAAUUCUGACUUUUGAAGAAGCAAAUCUCUGUCAGACACUGAAUAACAACAUUGCUAAAGCUGGUUAUACUAAGCUUACUCCUGUGCAAAAAUACAGUAUUCCUAUUAUAUUAGCAGGACGAGAUUUAAUGGCCUGUGCUCAAACAGGGUCUGGGAAGACUGCGGCUUUUCUCUUGCCAAUUUUGGCUCAUAUGAUGCGUGAUGGAAUAACUGCCAGUCGUUUUAAAGAGCUGCAGGAACCAGAGUGUAUUAUUGUUGCACCAACUCGAGAAUUGAUCAACCAGAUUUAUUUGGAAGCCAGAAAAUUUUCUUUUGGGACAUGUGUAAGAGCUGUUGUUAUAUAUGGGGGAACCCAGUUGGGGCAUUCAAUUCGACAAAUAGUACAAGGCUGUAAUGUAUUAUGUGCUACUCCUGGAAGACUGAUGGACAUCAUAGGUAAAGAGAAGAUUGGUCUGAAACAAAUCAAAUAUUUAGUUUUGGAUGAAGCUGAUCGCAUGUUGGAUAUGGGUUUUGGACCAGAAAUGAAGAAGUUAAUUUCUUGCCCAGGAAUGCCAUCAAAGGAACAGCGUCAAACCCUUAUGUUCAGUGCAACUUUUCCAGAAGAAAUUCAAAGGUUGGCUGGGGAAUUUUUAAAGACCAAUUAUUUGUUUGUUGCUGUUGGACAAGUGGGCGGAGCAUGUAGAGAUGUUCAGCAGAGCGUUCUCCAAGUUGGCCAAUACUCCAAAAGAGAAAAACUCGUCGAAAUUCUACGAAACAUAGGCGAGGAAAGAACUAUGGUCUUUGUUGAAACUAAGAAAAAAGCAGAUUUUAUUGCAACUUUUCUUUGUCAGGAAAAAAUAUCAACUACAAGUAUUCACGGUGAUCGGGAACAGAGAGAGAGAGAGCAGGCUCUUGGAGAUUUUCGCUGUGGAAAGUGCCCAGUUCUUGUUGCUACUUCAGUAGCUGCCAGAGGGCUGGAUAUUGAAAAUGUUCAACAUGUCAUCAAUUUUGAUCUUCCUUCUACCAUUGAUGAAUAUGUUCAUCGAAUUGGGCGUACUGGUCGUUGUGGGAAUACUGGCAGAGCUAUUUCCUUUUUUGAUCCCGAAUCAGAUAAUCAUUUAGCACAGCCUCUAGUGAAAGUGUUGUCAGAUGCUCAGCAGGAUGUUCCUGCAUGGUUGGAAGAAAUUGCCUUCAGUACUUACGUCCCUGGCUUCACUGGUAGUACAAGAGGAAAUGUGUUUGCAUCAGUUGACACUAGGAAGGGCAAGAGCACUUUGAACACAGCAGGGUUUUCUUCUUCACAAGCUCCCAAUCCAGUAGAUGAUGAGUCAUGGGAUUAAAGCUAGAACAUCCAUCACGUCUGUGGUACAGUUUCGAUGCAGAGAAGAAAAUAGUUUUGAUUUUUGAGUUUUUAACAGAAGUAUGAAACCUGACAUUCUCAUAGCUCUGAAUGUCCUUCUGUUCACACUCCCGCCCUUAAACAAAUUCUUACUGACUAGUUAUAUGAGAUGCUAAAAGUUACAGCAUUGCAGUUACUAAACUUUAACCGGUGUUAACUGGAAACAUUAAAGCAUUCUAAAUGUC
This is a messenger RNA of Otolemur garnettii (small-eared galago), 2330 nucleotides long. RefSeq names its product DEAD-box helicase 4 (gene DDX4). NCBI's taxonomy places the organism in Eukaryota, Metazoa, Chordata, Mammalia, Primates, Galagidae. Gene Ontology annotation, molecular function: RNA binding; ATP binding; RNA helicase activity. The record is from RefSeq and is a predicted model, not a curated record. The transcript is spliced from 20 exons. Gene Ontology annotation, cellular component: nucleus; P granule. Bases 11 to 2086 code for a protein of 691 amino acids. Gene Ontology annotation, biological process: gamete generation; cell differentiation.